AUGGUCAAGCUUCCACUCAAGAUAACGCCGCGGUCGAGACACAUGGUCGGAGAGUGGGUGCGGGAUCAUCACGCUCCGAUGUGCCGAUGCAUAUCGAUGAACCACAUGAUCUUAGAUAUUUCGUACGAUCAUUACCUCUAUGAUGAUGAUUCCAGAAUGCAUAAGUACGUCCAAGAUUGUGAACAGUAUCAGUAUACCAUGGCGAAGGAGAUGCAUGAUAUGGAACAACGUCGCCAUCAAUCGAAUGUUGUGGUGCGGUAUGGUGUGGUGGGUAAGGUUCCAAAUGAUCAUGCCUUGAGGGAAGUAUUUGGUAGUUUCGUUACGGACAACCAAGGACUUCGUUGGACUCAGGAUGAGUUGUUGGAUAUGUUGAAGAAGAAGGCGGUGGAAGUGGAUGCAGUUAAGAGUGCGCUGGCCAACAUUGAGGUCAACGCAAAGUCAUUCAUCAAAAAAUUCCUUCAAGGGAACGAAACGAUGAGGUUUCACGAAUUGCUACAACAAUAUAACAAUUACGUGAAGGACUUUAUGACGGUUACUGACCUUCCGCAGGAAGUCUUGAAUGGGAGGAAGUUGGUCAUAAAUCCGGAUGUCAUGCCUGAGGAGGAACAUGCAAGGCGUUAUAACCGUCAUAUGGGUCUACAUGAGGUGUGUGUUCUGAUGGCUGAUGAACUCCUUCCUCGUGAGCUCGAGAUUCGUUUGCGUGCUCCUCUUCCUGGUGAGCGGCAGACAGUUGUGGUUCCGGAAUGUUCUCGAGCGCACGACUGCUUAAGGUCGCGUUCUGCCAUUGCAUUGGCCGUCGUGUCAAGUGGCAUAGCGACGACUCUUUUGAUGGGGGGUCGAACGUUUCACUCACGAUUCCUCGCAUCUUUAAAACCUGAUAACACACGUCCCUUCUUGAUUGCGAAACAAAGUGAUCUUGCGGAGCUUAUCCGCCGUGCCGACUUAAUUGUUUGGGACGAGGUUCCGAUGAGUAAUAAGUAUCACUUGGAAGCUCUUGACAUCACGCUUCGUGACCUCUGCAACUCUCGAAUGCCGCAUAAGUACGACACUCGUGCUAAGAGGAAAACAAUGGGAAAUAACAACACCACUCAAUAUGAUACGGAUGUUACGUCAAAACCUGGAGGCGAACAUUCGGAGAGGUCGAAGAAAAGUGGAAAUGGUGAGAGGUCGUUGAAUCUUAGAAGUGAACAUCCUCAGGACGAUCAUCAUGUUCUUGGUGAGGUUGAACGUCGAUGUUCUCGAGGGAAUACCCUUGAUGAUGCUGAGAACAUGGUUGUGGAGGUGGGUGGUGACGAUUGUCGUGCCGAUGGGGAUGGUUCGCGUAGACGUGUUGAAGUGGCUCGGUCGGUGGAGGUGCUUGGAGUGGCUCAGUGGGUAGGUGCUUGGAGUGGAUCGGUGGGGAGGUGUUGGGAGUGGCUCGGUGGUAGAUGGCGGGAGUCCGAUUCGGGACAGCGGAGAGGCGAAACGGGAGGAAUGUACGCAAGUGAAGCUGAAGGAGGUGGGUUGGGUAGCCGAGAAGGACAGGAAGGAGGAAGGGGAAGAGGCUGUCCGGGAGAAAGGCAGUCUAACUUAGGAAGGAGCGCAGAGAAAGUGGUGAUUCAGCGAUCGAAACGGGUGGGUGGGGAAGAACGGUCCAUCACAGGGGAUGAACAGGAACUGUUUAUGGUAACGGAAAAAGAGCAGGAGAUGGCGGAACGUGGGGAUAUGGUGGGAGACGCAGAGGCAGAACGGGAAGAGACGCAUGAAGAAGGAGGGCAGAGAAAAAGUAUGAUCACAACGAAUCAGGAUGCAAGGGGUGGGCGAGGGAGGGAUCAGAAUCUUCAGACAUACCAAAGAAGAGGUAAGACGAACGUAAGUAGGAAGAUGGACGAGACGGUUGCGACGACAUCGCAGGGUGUGAAAAAGAAGUCACCUCGUACAAAAGCGAGAGUUCUGAGAGAAAUGAGGAACUAUUUUGAUGAAUCGGAGGAUGAUAGCGAUGAAGUAAGGGAGGAAGUGGGGAGGUUGGUCGAUGCGAUAGAGAAGAGGAAAGGGAAGCGAAGGAUUACGGAGGGAGAUGGGAGGGUGUCAGCGCUGAAAAUGAGAGUGAAUAAGAAUACGUCGGUAGAUGUGGAUGAUGCAUCGGAAGAGCGCACACCUCCAACACGAAAAAGGGAAGUGAAUAGUGGAGCGGGAGGGGUGGAGGUAUUAAAAUUUGCUUUGGAGAUGCACCAGGAGCUAUCAGCGAAGAAGGCACCAGAAUUGAAGAAGAUAUGCGGUGAGGAAGGAGUGGAGUGGACUAGGAAGGAGACAGUGAUUAACGAGUUGGUUCGAUGCAGGACGAGGCUCGCGUAUGAGGGAAUCGGAGGGAAUGCCGCAUCGCUCUCCGGACGGUACUCACUUAAGAACAAGGUAACGCGGGUGGUAAGGAUGAGAUUCGGCACGGAGAUUAGGAGGAGGCCGAUCGUAAGGAUACCAUUCUCAAGAAGGAUAGAGGCAGGCAGGGUGAGGGAGGUAAUGGAAGGGAUCAUCAAGCAGCUGGUUCAGGACAAGCAGAUUGAUAAGUAUGUGGCCCAGCGGACGCGAGUGGUGUUCAAGAGGAGUCUGACCGUAGGGCAGAUAAUUCACAACCAGUGGUUUUGUGCAGGGGCAAGGAGGGUUUUCUGCACAUGUAGAGAGGUGCCAUGGGCAAAAGCACAAGGACACGUUAAAGUAAGGUUGGAUUAUGUGCCUGGGGUGCCUGAUUUCGUGAAAAAUUCGAGAAAUAUGACGUGUGGGGACGAGGUAUCGGUAGAUUUUUUAAGGAAGUGUAUCAAGGAAGCGGUAGGAACAUGGGGAAAGGGGAGAAGGAUACAGGUGCAAGAUCAGGUUCUGAUGGGAUGUUACCGACAGCAACCAGGGAUGGAAUGUCAGGCGAUGAGUGGGAGGGAAGUGAGAGAGUGGGCGAGAAUGGUGGGUGGAAUGGUGGCAGUGCCCAUAGAUCGGAACCCAGGAGGCACUCUAGUGUUAUGCCCGGUACUGUACCUACAUGUAUGUAAUAUGACAUUCAACUGGAAUGCAAGUUUUGUGCCGGUUCAGAGAACGGAAGAACAGGUGAUCGGCGACAUGAAGGCGAAUUAUGAGAGAGGAAGUUUGGGGAAGAUUGCGGCGUGGGGGAAAGGUGGGAGGGUAGGGAGGGCGUACGUACUACCAAAGGACAAAGACGUGGAUAGAUGGAGACCGAUAUCACCAGCAAGCGGUGACCCAGCGAAGCUCGCAGGGGCAAGAUUAGGGAGGGCAUUGAGGCAUAUGAUGUUUGCAAUCGGGGAUGAGAAGCACUUCGAUCUGCGAGCGACAGAUGAAUUGAGAGGGAAGUGUGAGAAGAUCCAAUGAGAAAUGGAUGGGGAAUGUGAGUUUGCGUGUGCAAGGAGCUACGACGUGAAAGACAUGUUUGCGAGGUUAUCACACGAGAGC
Messenger RNA from Chara braunii, 3432 nucleotides. The record is from the annotation of a GenBank genome assembly. NCBI's taxonomy places the organism in Eukaryota, Viridiplantae, Streptophyta, Charophyceae, Charales, Characeae.